CCCGGACUCUCUCCUCCGUUUUCCAUCGGUUCAACUCGGCCCCCUACAACUUACCCACGCUCGCCGGCCACCGCCCAAGUCCAGACCGGAGAAGCUUGAUUGUUGGCUGUUUGAAGAUAUUUAGAUGGUGCCCGACGGAGGCGUGAAGGACCAGGAGGCCUCCACCUCGAGCUCGCCGUCUCCACCGGCUGCCGCGAUAACGAUGGCUGCGCGGCCGCCUAGGCCAGUGAGGUUUAAGAAGAUCGCCAGGUGGCACCCGCUGAAGUACCACCGGUUCCGCGUGUGGGCCACCAAGACGAUGGUCGACGCAUCAUCGUCCGCUUGGGCGGCAAGGGGAGCCGGGGAUGUGACCACGGCGGUGGCGACGGCGCCCAAGGAGAGUGAGCAGGAGGACGGGAAGGAGCACAUAUGCGGCGGCUGGAAGAGUGAGGAUGGAAGCUUGCAUUGCGGAUAUUCUAGCUUCAGAGGGAGAAGAGCAAGUAUGGAAGACUUCUACGACAUGAAAUCAUCUAAAAUAGAUGCUAAACAUAUAAACCUCUUUGGAGUAUUUGAUGGACAUGGUGGUUCAUGUGCCGCUGAGUAUCUCAAGGAGCACUUAUUUGAAAAUCUCUUGAAACAUCCAGCUUUCAUUAGUGAUACAAAAACAGCAAUAAGUGAGAGCUAUACGAAGACUGACUCAGAUUUCUUGGAUGCUGAAACCAAUAUUCAUAGAGAGGACGGGUCAACUGCAUCAACCGCAAUUUUGAUUGGCAACCAUCUUUAUGUGGCAAAUGUUGGUGAUUCACGGGCUGUAAUAUCGAAGGCGGGCAAAGCUAUUGCGCUCUCGGAUGAUCACAAACCAGACAGAAGUGAUGAGCGGGAACGGAUUGAGAAUGCUGGAGGAGUUGUUACAUUUAGUGGAACAUGGAGGGUAGGUGGUGUACUUGCAAUGUCUCGGUCAUUUGGAGAUCGUUUGUUGAAGCGGUUUGUUGUUGCAGAGCCUGAGAUUCAGGAACAAGAAAUAGAUGAUGAAUUGGAGUAUCUGAUUUUGGCUAGUGAUGGCCUGUGGGACGUGGUGUCAAAUGAGUUUUGCAGCACGCCGUUGCAUUUGUGAAUGACGAGAUGGGCCCUGAAGCUGCAGCCCGGAAGUUGACAGAGAUCGCUUUUGCACGUGGGAGCACCGAUAAUAUAACAUGCGAGUCCCGCUUCGGUACAACCCCCCUCGCAAUACAUAUAAAGGGUAUUAUAGGCAUUUCACAAUUUGUAUCUAUCUUUGUAGUAACUUAUACACCGGGGAGUUUAAUUGGGCCGGCCCACUUGCGGUGCCAUGCGGAUGAAAAAUGGCGAAAAACGAUCGCACAAGCUGGGAAUCGAACCCACGACCACUCAAAAGAUUAAGUGCGUCCACAACCACUGCGACAGCAUGCCUUUGGUUGAUAAUGUAAAGCUAGGCUCAUUAAGUAAGUGACCGACUGGGAAUUUUAAUAAGA
This is a messenger RNA of Triticum aestivum (bread wheat), 1469 nucleotides long. RefSeq names its product probable protein phosphatase 2C 7. Gene Ontology annotation, biological process: protein dephosphorylation. Bases 125 to 1093 code for a protein of 322 amino acids. Gene Ontology annotation, molecular function: protein serine/threonine phosphatase activity; cation binding. NCBI's taxonomy places the organism in Eukaryota, Viridiplantae, Streptophyta, Magnoliopsida, Poales, Poaceae. The record is from RefSeq and is a predicted model, not a curated record. The transcript has 8 exons.